AUGUGUGAGCAGGCAGCGCGUUACUGUAGGGACGGUGUCCACAAACUGCUUAACAAAGAACAACCCAAACUUCGCGCUCAGGAAAGCCGGGACCAGCCUAAACCCGUAGCCGGUCAGGACAGCGAGUCCGCAACGGCAGCGCAGUCCGGAAACAGCGGCGCUCAGCCCGGUGGAAUCGACGGGCUCGUCCGCUGGAUAGUCACCAAAAUGAGCGACAACAAGAACGCCCCCACCCGGGAGUACGCCGCCAGUAAGGAAGAGGUGGCCGUGGCUCAGGAGCAGUUCUUCGCCCCGGAGCCGCGGAGAGGCAUCUCGGUGAUUUUAGAUAUAUUCAGAAGAGCUGACAAAGAUGAUGACGGGAAGCUGUCUCUGGAUGAGUUCCAGGCCUUUUUCUCUGACGGCACGCUGAAUGAGGAGGAGCUGGAGAAACUGUUUCACACCAUCGACUCGGACAACACCAGUAAUGUUGACACCAAGGAACUUUGUGACUAUUUUGCCAAGCACAUGGGAGAGUAUGAGGGGGUCCUGGCCUCACUGGAAACACUCAACCUGUCCAUUCUUAAAGCCAUGGACUUCACCAAGAAGGUUUAUGAGAAAGGGACCAAUGUGGAGCAGUUUGUGACUCGCUUCCUGCUUAAGGAAUCGGCCAAUCAGAUCCAGUCUCUCCUGAGCUCCGUGGAGAGUGCAGUGGACGCUAUUGACGAGCAGCACAGCCAAUCAGGUCACCUACCUGCCAAGGUGAGCCCGCGGGUGCCAGAGAAGCGCCAUGACAACGCCGUCCCAGACUACCCUCCCAACAACAGAGUGAGCGCCAAGGAGCCUGUCAGGACCAUCAACACUGCAUCAGGAGCAGUGGAGGUGAGGAAAGAAGGUCUGGAGGCUCAGAUCAACCGUCUGUCUGAGCUCAUCGGACGACUGGAAAACAAGACCGUCUGGUUCGAUCUGCACCAGAGGCUAACAGACACAGAUGCCACGGCCAGCGCAUCCUUGCUGCUGAUUCGUCAGGAGAUGGUGGUCCACCAGAAGAAACUGGGCGAUUUCUGUGAGGCGCUGAAGCAGUACCUGAAGAAUGUGUCUGCUCAGAGAGACUGCUUCCAUGUGACCGCCGUGCGCCUGCCCGACGGUUUAUCCUUCGUCGUCUACGAGUUCUGGGACGGAGAGGACGAGUGGAAGAGGCACCUUCAGUCUCCUCCGAACAAAGCCUUUCAGCACGUCAAGGUGGACACACUGUGCCAGCCAGAGGCCGUGUCCUCUGUCGCCGUGCCAGCCGCCUGGUGCAGUGUGAACAGGGACUAA
This is a messenger RNA of Boleophthalmus pectinirostris (great blue-spotted mudskipper), 1296 nucleotides long. RefSeq names its product N-terminal EF-hand calcium binding protein 2 (gene necab2). Gene Ontology annotation, biological process: regulation of amyloid precursor protein biosynthetic process. NCBI's taxonomy places the organism in Eukaryota, Metazoa, Chordata, Actinopteri, Gobiiformes, Gobiidae. Gene Ontology annotation, cellular component: cytoplasm. The transcript is spliced from 13 exons. The record is from RefSeq and is a predicted model, not a curated record. Gene Ontology annotation, molecular function: calcium ion binding. Bases 1 to 1296 code for a protein of 431 amino acids.